UGCUGGUGGUUCAGUGUAGCGACGACUGAGAGUGUAUCACCCAGACGGUGCUCACUGUCACAUAGGCAAAGACUGUGAUCCAACAAGUCUAGUGUGACCUUGUGAUAUAUCAACCCUCCUACCCUUGUAAAAAACUUACCCCCUCCCUCAUACAGAGUGUAUAUCAGUUUAAUUACACAACUUGUAUAAGUGAGUUUAUUCAGGUACAGGUUUCAGAAAUGAACUGGAGAGACAGGAUAUCUAUAUUAUCAAGGAAACGAAAGCAUGGAAGGGCUGGGCCUCCAUUAAAUGGACAAAAUGACCUACCAUCAGGUUCAGGGAUCAUAUCUAAUCACAGCCUUGCUUCCAACAGUGCCCCAGUGGAGAGUGUAGAAAACACCCUCUCACAGUUGCGUCCUGUUAUAGGUCCAGACCACAAAAGUUACUAUAUUUUAUUACGUGGGGAUGAAGAUUCAUUUACAUGCAUCCAGCCUGCUAGGGAUGUUGUAAACAGUUUAGAUGAAGUGUUAAAGAAUGUCAUUAGUACAUUGAAGUUGGUAAAACCACCUUUACAAGCAACAGAAUUACCUCCAAAUGCCAAAAAGCCAAGGUAUAGUCAAGGAAAAACAUACACAACAACUGUGGUUCAUAGACAUGUUGAUAGCGUUCGAAAAAAUGGAAUUCAUAAUACUGGUUCAACAUUGCUAAACGAAGACAAAAUAGAAUCUAGUGUUAAUGUAGGAAACUUGCUUCUUGAUAAGGCAUGUAAUACUUCUUCCAGUACAAACAGUAUUGUAGAAAAUGUAAUACUUAACAGAACAGUACAAAACCUUGGUAGUGACCAACAUAAUCAGAUGGUAAGAACUAGUACAUUAAUGUAUCCCUUAGUGCAGAGUAGGUUGAAGUCAAAUGGUACAGUGAAUGUUAAUACAAAACAGGACUCAUGUUUAUUCAUAUCAAGUGACUCUGAAAGUGAAAAUGUUUCAAACUCUCUAAUUACACCUGUUUCUGAAAAUGAUUUAAUACAAAACACAACCAGUAGUGCUUCAUCUUUAAGAAAGAAAGACUGUAAAGGUAGACAGACUCAUGUCUUAAAUGCUGGAGAGAAUAAUGUGACUCCAGCUCCCAUGACUGAAUUUAUAAGACCUGCAGGCUCAAGCACUAGAGGCCUGGAAUGUACAAUCGCAACCAUAGAACAUAACUCGCCAAUGACAGAAUUGUCUCUCAUAGCCAAGGAGGGAACGGUACUGACUGAGGAAGAGAUUACAUCACAGAUCAAAACCUUAAUAGAGUCUGAACAGUUGGUUGUUGGUGAAGACAACCAGAUUGUUGUAAUAAGAGUUUCAGCCCGUGAAGCCAUGGUGAAAAUUGUGUUGAACGAGUCUGAGGUUGAUGUACUAGUCCGCCGCCACCAAGAAACUGGGGCUGUCACAAAAUCCACAAGGAGUAAACAAAGUGCAAUAAAGAAGGAAGUUAAAGUAGAGGUUGACGAUCCCUUAUCGUUGCCUAUAGCAGUGGUAGAUGGAGAGUGCUACAAUCCUGAAGCCAUGGUUAACCAAGAAUACCUUUUGUCACAGUGCUCUCAGACUCAGCAGAGUGCAAUAAAGGAGGAAAUUAAAAUAGAGGUUGACGAUACCUUAUCGUUGCCUAUAUCAGCAGUGGCAGAUGGAGAUUGCUACAAUCCUGAAGCCAUGGUUAACCAAGAGUACCUUUUGUCACAGUGUUCUCAAACUCAACAGGAUUUUUAUGAUGGUAAAGAAAUUAUGGAUCCCAGACUAGAGAAGACAGUGGAUCCUGACUGUGUUGUAGAUUCUCUUGUAAAUCCUCUUGUCAGUUCUUUGCCUAGUGAACAACAACAGGCAGAGGUGCUAGAGAGACUGGAGGAUGACAGUGGAAUGGAAACUCUUAGUGAUGCUUUAAUUAAUGCAACAGAAGGAGGAGAAAUUGUGGUGUUUCAGAGGGAAGAUGGAGCAUUUGUAAAUCAGGAUGGGACACCAGUAUCUAGUGAAAUUCAGUAUUUGAUUACCAGUUUGCAACAAGACUUUACUCCAUCGUUAGAUGCUGAGGACCAGGCUCAUAAUAUCCUUCUGCCUCCUGACAACUUUGAACAUAAUACGAUAGAUGUUAAUUCAGCAUUAUGAUUGUAUGUAUUGUUUUGACAAGUGCACUCACGGAAAUGAAGCAAAAAGAGAAUGUGGAAAACAAAAGAAAUGAAGGAAUACUGGUAUAGCAAGUUAAGAGAAUAAAUAAACUUCAAAGAAGGAAGAAUAAUAAGUAUUUUUGCACUUAGUAAACAUUAAUAAAAAUACAUGGUGAUAAAGAAUU
Messenger RNA from Cherax quadricarinatus, 2304 nucleotides. Lineage: Eukaryota; Metazoa; Arthropoda; Malacostraca; Decapoda; Parastacidae. The record is from RefSeq and is a predicted model, not a curated record.